AUGCCCAAUGCAACCACUGAGCUUAUUGCUGCACAUGAAUUGAAGGGUAAUAAGCCUAGCCCGGAAACCCAUCCUCGCACUCGCGACGAACUGGAGCCCAGCUUGAGUACUUCAGAAAUUGAAUCUGCACGAAGCUUGGCAGGCGGUCCUCGAAACGACGACACUUUGAAAUUGAUGCCGCUACUCUUUGUCGGAAUUGCUAUAUGGUUCCUCGAUACCGCAGGCGCCAUCUGCAUCGCCAUUCUGAUCCUCGCCUCCUCGGUGUCGACAGCCUACGAGCACAUGUGGUUUCUGGUAGACAAGACGGCGCCGCAGGAAUUCCUGAACAAGCUAGUCUACAUGUCCAUCACGCACGAUACCAGAGUCAAGAAGAUCGACACGCUAAGCACAUACCACGCCGGCGACAAAUACUACAUUGAAGUAGACAUCAUCAUGGACGAGAACGAGCAGCUGCAAGUUACGCAUGACGUUUCUCAGACUCUGCAAAGAAAAUUAGAGGGACUAGCAGAUGUCGAGAGGGCGUUCGCACAUGUCGAUUAUGACGGAGAUCACAGUGUCCUCGACGAAUAUAGACCCCUGUACGAGCACGAGGAGAAGAAAAGCACCUCUCUUGGUCCGCGUCAAGGAGAAAGUCUUCAGGGCGAAGAGCCGAGAGGCAGCUCCUGA
Molecule: messenger RNA, 666 nt
Organism: Drepanopeziza brunnea f. sp. 'multigermtubi' MB_m1
Lineage: Eukaryota; Fungi; Ascomycota; Leotiomycetes; Helotiales; Drepanopezizaceae
Source: RefSeq, a predicted model, not a curated record